AUGUAUAGGGUUGCCAAAGCGUCUGAGUUUCUGGCCAUCACUGGAGCCGGAAUUAAUGACAUCAAGAUCACUAAGAAAGCUGUAGUUUGGCCAUUUCAGCGAUGCCGGGUCAUUGAUGCAACUCCGGUGAACUACACCUUCGAGGUGAAUGCAAUGAGUGCUGAGAAGUUGCCUUUCCUUCUUCCUGCUGUGUUCACAAUUGGUCCGAGGGUGGAUGAUCAUGACAGCCUCAUUAAGUUUGCUAAGCUUCUCUCUGAACACAGAAGCGAUUCGCAUAAUGUUAGGGAGCUCGUUCAAGGCAUUAUCGAGGGAGAAACUCGUGUUCUAGCUGCUUCGAUGACCAUGGAAGAAGUCUUCAAAGGGACUAAAGAUUUUAAGAAGGAAGUGUUCGGGAAGGUUCAACUGGAGCUCGAUCAAUUUGGACUGGCAAUCUACAAUGCUAACAUCAAGCAACUUGUUGACGUUCCUGGCCACGAAUACUUCUCUUACUUGGGCCAAAAAACCCAAAUGGAGGCUGCCAAUCAAGCCAAGAUUGACGUGUCUGAAGCGAAAAUGAAGGGAGAAAUAGGAGCCAAGGAACGACAAGGAUUGACGGCUCAAAAUGCUGCCAAAAUUGAUGCUGAGACAAAGAUCAUAUCUAAACAAAGGGAAGGCGAGGGAAGAAAGCGGGAGAUUGAAGUCCAGUCCCAAGUCCAGAUUUUUGACACCCAAAAGCAGGCUGAAGUUGCAGAGGCAAAUGCUUUGCUUUCUACCAGGAAGGCAGGUUGGUCUCAACAAGCUAAGAUGGCGGAAGUUGAGGCCCAAAAGGCUGUAGCAAUUAGGGAAGCAGAGUUACAACAGGAAGUUGAAAAGAAAAAUGCGUUGGCUAUGACUGAACAGCUUAAAGCUGAAAAAUUGAGCAAGGCUACAGUUGAUUAUGACAUUAAGGUUCAAGAAGCCAAUUCAGUUUUGUACAAGAAGCAGAAGGAAGCUGAAGCAAACCUGUACGAGAUUGAAAAGGCAGCAGAUGCUAAAAGGGUGGAAGCAAAAGCUCAGUAUUUCGUGAGGCAACAAGCUGCAGAUGCUGAACUCUAUGCAAAAAAGAAAGAAGCUGAAGGAAUGGUAGCUCUUGCUGAUGCACAAGCCACUUACAUCAGCAAACUGUUGCACUCAUUUGGUGGAAACUACCAUGCUAUGAGAGAUUAUUUGAUGAUCAACGGAGGAAUGUACAAGGACAUUGCCCAAAUCAAUGCAAAUGCUAUUAAGGGAUUACAGCCGAAGAUCAGUGUUUGGAGUAAUGGUAAUGGUGGAGAAGGCAAAGAGGGAACUGCUAUGAAUGAAAUAGCUUCUGUUUACAAGGCGUUGCCUCCGUUGUUUCAGACAGUGAAUGAGCAAACUGGCAUGCUCCCUCCAGCUUGGAUGGGCACUCUCUCUACUUCUUCUAGUUUAGAUGCUAGCCAGAUUGUUGUGGCAAAUCAAGCUAGCUCCAGAAAUUAG
This is a messenger RNA of Oldenlandia corymbosa var. corymbosa, 1476 nucleotides long. The record is from the annotation of a GenBank genome assembly. Lineage: Eukaryota; Viridiplantae; Streptophyta; Magnoliopsida; Gentianales; Rubiaceae.